Molecule: messenger RNA, 792 nt
Organism: Kwoniella mangroviensis CBS 8507
Lineage: Eukaryota; Fungi; Basidiomycota; Tremellomycetes; Tremellales; Cryptococcaceae
Exons: 1
Coding region: 1-792 (263 amino acids)
Source: RefSeq, a predicted model, not a curated record
AUGGAAGUUGAUGAAGAUUCUACUGGAGAUGCUUCAGACAGCGAUGGAAGCGAGAGUGAAAUUGAGGAGGGAGAAGAUGAGGAUGACAAGGAUCGCUUCCCUUCUUUAUUCUCCAAUGUGGAAUCUAUCUGUUUCGAGAACGACUCCUUAACCGACGUUUGGGCCAAUGUCACCCGCAGCGAAAUUGCAUGGGUGUUUUCGGGCUUCAAACCUCAUAAUGUUUGUGCCACCUAUGACACCUCGAAAAAGGAUUUCAUGACCUAUAUCAUGCGAGAUAUACGAGAAUGGUGGAGAUUGAGAACCUUCACUUGGCAUCAAGUUACCAAUCCGGACUUCAGUCCACUGAACCCAGCCAAGUACCUCAACUACCAUAUAUCUUCUAUCAAUACCUGUGUCAUCGCCAAUCACCAUACCGGAACCACAGAUGCACAGACCACUACAGCACAACAACAGCCUACCGACGAGUGUACAUGUCCAAUUACCCUUCACCAUAUGACCGAUUUCGUCUAUCGCAUCGGACCUUCAAGAGAACCCCCAACAAAUUUCGAUAAAUCCCAAAAGGCAAAAUGCAACUAUGUCGGAUUAUAUAAUAUUCCCGAACAUUAUUCUCCUAGUUGUUGGUCAGAACUGGAAAAAGAACUCAAAAGCAAGGUCAAAAAUCAACCUAUCAGGUCAGGUAGAGUCUGGUCGAAGAAUGAAAAAGACAGGAUGAAGCGAUGGAAAAAGGAGUUUGGGUCGUUUUUAGUGGAUUCGAAGAAAUGGGUUGAUUGUCCUUGUUGUGGCAGAUUCUAG